GGAAGGCACCGCGCGCCCAUUGGCUGCAGCCAGCCGCGCCUGGGCGGACUGGAAACCAGCUUGCUGAAGCGCGGGGUUGCAGGAACGGCGAGCCGCUUUUUCCUGGACUUGGCGGCCGCCUGGCAUCCUCAGGAAGAUCAAGAUGGAAGGCCUAACUGAUGUUGCCUCUUUUUCAACUAAACUUCAAAACACUCUUAUCCAGUAUCAUAACAUUGAAGAAGAUAAGUGGCGAGUUGCCAAGAAAAUGAAAGAUGUAACAGUUUGGAGAAAACCCUCAGAAGAAUUUAAUGGGUAUCUCUACAAAGCCCAAGGUGUUAUGGAUGACAUCGUCAAUAAUGUAAUAGAUCACAUACGCCCAGGACCCUGGCGCUUGGAUUGGGACCGGUUAAUGACUUCACUGGAUAUUUUGGAGCACUUUGAAGAGAAUUGCUGUGUGAUGCGUUACACCACUGCUGGCCAGCUUCUGAAUAUUAUUUCCCCGAGAGAGUUUGUUGACUUCUCCUACACUGUAGGCUAUGAAGAAGGACUUUUAUCCUGUGGGGUUAGUCUUGACUGGAGUGAAACGAGACCAGAAUUUGUCCGUGGCUAUAACCAUCCCUGCGGCUGGUUUUGUGUUCCGCUUAAAGACAAUCCAAACCAGAGUCUUUUGACAGGCUAUAUUCAGACAGAUCUGCGUGGCAUGAUCCCUCAGUCAGCAGUAGAUACAGCAAUGGCAAGCACACUAACCAACUUCUAUGGUGAUUUGCGAAAAGCCUUACGGAAGGCUUAAUACGUUCAACUCACAGUGCUGAGGUUUGCUGAGCCUGCUCUUCCCCUCAGCUGCAUGACCUGUAAAUGCCAUCAACCCUGUCUGCUGCGCAGCCCAUAGAGACGUUGGAGGUGUUUGGGGUUCCAUAGUACAAUCUUAUUUUAUAUUAAAAGUGAGUAGCUAUGUAAAUAGGGCAUUUACACUUUUUAAAGCUUUUCUUUGCACUUGUUUGGUUGUGGAAGUGUGUCUAGGAAUGGGAAGGAUGAAACACCAAGAUUUAGAUUCAGUGUUGUCAUUCACAGAAGUAAAACAGCACCUCAGGAGGAAAUUUUUGGCUGCUUAAAAAUUACAAAGUGUGCAAGCACAAUGCUAUUCAUGCUAUUUUGGCGCUUUUUGAACAUUUUGUAAAAUUUUAAUGGUUCUUAAUUUAACUGUUCUACUUUAGUCUUGGUAUGUUAUUUGAGUUUGCCAAUAGUUUGGACAAAAGGAAAAAGUCUUCCAUGGUCUGUAAAGACAAAGUUCAUUGUUCACUGACUUGUACUGUUUUAUGUAUUAGAAAGCACAAACAACAAGAGAGUAGCCGUUCUUAUAACCAUAGGCACAACUCAAUACAGUUUAAUUUUGAUAUUCUUGUACAAAGCCUGUAAAACAUAUGUGCAUUUAUUCUGGGAGUGACUGG
Messenger RNA from Arvicola amphibius (Eurasian water vole), 1427 nucleotides. It is a transcript of the gene Stard4, whose product is annotated as StAR related lipid transfer domain containing 4. Bases 143 to 769 code for a protein of 208 amino acids. Gene Ontology annotation, biological process: cholesterol import; intracellular cholesterol transport; cholesterol transport involved in cholesterol storage. Gene Ontology annotation, cellular component: cytosol; endoplasmic reticulum. Lineage: Eukaryota; Metazoa; Chordata; Mammalia; Rodentia; Cricetidae. Gene Ontology annotation, molecular function: cholesterol transfer activity; cholesterol binding. The record is from RefSeq and is a predicted model, not a curated record. The transcript is spliced from 6 exons.